Telopea speciosissima is the source of this 5368-nucleotide messenger RNA. Its product is annotated as protein PHYLLO, chloroplastic. The record is from RefSeq and is a predicted model, not a curated record. The transcript is spliced from 28 exons. Gene Ontology annotation, molecular function: 2-succinyl-6-hydroxy-2,4-cyclohexadiene-1-carboxylate synthase activity; 2-succinyl-5-enolpyruvyl-6-hydroxy-3-cyclohexene-1-carboxylic-acid synthase activity; thiamine pyrophosphate binding. NCBI's taxonomy places the organism in Eukaryota, Viridiplantae, Streptophyta, Magnoliopsida, Proteales, Proteaceae. Gene Ontology annotation, biological process: menaquinone biosynthetic process; amino acid catabolic process. Bases 46 to 5235 code for a protein of 1729 amino acids.
UCACUUGCAGAACUGUUUCUCUCGCGUGGCAUCUUCGCUGCAAAGAUGUUGAUAAAAGAUGGCGUUUUUAAGAACCAUGCGUUGCUCCCUUGCAUCUUUCUUCCUUCUUCUUUUCCACGCCAAAGCGUGUCUCCGAAACUCAAAUUUCUCAGCAAUCAAUCACUCAGAAGUUUCCACAAUUUCCGUCUUCUUCAUUUCCAGCAGAAACUUAAUUUGAAGGUCAUCGCAGAGAAGGAUUUCGACGCGUCGGAAUUGGUUUCUGGUGGGUUUUCAGGUGUCGAAGAUACGGACUUGCCAUUGGAGUUCUGCCAUACGCGUACUCUACCUCCAGCUUUAACUCUCGAACAUGGCGUCCUUGAGAUUAAACAAGUCGUCGAGAAGUUGAAAUCGAAUCCACUUUGCUCUGCAAGCGGCAUACUGAGAUUACAAGUUGCAGUGCCUGCAAGUACAAAAGCAUUGAAUUGGUUAUGCUCUCAACCGCAGUCUUUGGGAGCAUUUCCUCAAUUUUAUCUUUCUAAAAGGGAGCUGCAAGAUCCAUCCUGUGAUUUGUUUCCUCUGGAAGGACAUGGAAUUUCUGGAAUUGGGAGUGCAGUUUACUUUACAGGGCCUUGUCUUACCCCAAAGGUGUGGGGUUCAAUAAAAAGAUAUGUCUCAGAUUCACCAUUGAUUAGGCCUUAUGGGUUCAUGGGUAUUAGUUUUGAUACAAAAUCAUCUUCCCUGAAAUAUGAGACCGGUUCUUUCUACUUUUUUAUUCCUCAGAUUGAACUGGAUGAACUAGAGAGUAACUUUAUCUUAGCGGCAACAUUAGCCUGGAAUGAGUCUCUUUAUUGUCCUUUUGACAAAGCAGUUGAGUCUUUUGAGUUUCGACUCAACCAGGCCAUCUACUGUGUCUCACCAUCUUUAGAGUCUUCAUACCACAUUUGGAUAAACUUUAUCCAGAGGAGAAACUUUAUUUUGACAAAGCUCAAAAAUGUUCAAAUGGUACACACGGAUGUUCAUUCAUUGGGUGGAAAUGAUACAGGAUCUGAUCAUGUUCUACCGGAAGAGGCUCCAUCUUCUCAUCAGUUCUAUUUUAGGCUUUCAUUGACCAUGGCGUUUACUUGUAACUUGCCUGAUAGUUUGAGUAAAUCACAUUGCUCAGUGCAAGAUUGUGCUAAUAUUAAUGCUGUUUGGUCGUCACUUAUAAUUGAAGAAUGCACUCGACUUGGUUUAACAUACUUCUGUAUAGCACCUGGAUCAAGAUCGUCUCCACUUGCAGUUGCCGCUUCCAGCCAUCCCCUUACAACUUGUAUUUCAUGUUUUGAUGAGCGUGCCCUUGCAUUUCAUGCUGUUGGCUACGCAAGAGGAUCUUACAGGCCUGCAGUGGUCAUAACAUCAUCAGGCACUGCUGUCUCAAAUCUUCUUCCAGCAGUUGUUGAAGCUAGUCAAGAUUUCUUACCACUCUUGUUGCUCACAGCUGAUCGCCCCCCAGAGCUUCAAGAUGCUGGAGCAAACCAAGCUAUCAACCAGGUCAAUCAUUUUGGCUCAUUUGUGAGGUUCUUCUUCAGUCUUCCUCCACCCACUGAUCAUAUUCCUGCGAGGAUGGUACUUACAACGGUUGACUCUGCUGUAUAUUUCGCAACCCAUGCACCACAUGGUCCUGUACAUAUUAAUUGUCCUUUUAGAGAGCCACUGGAAGAUAGUCCCAAGGAGUGGGCAUCAAACUGCUUGAAAGGGUUAGACUUUUGGAUGUUAAGGGCAGAACCUUUUACUAAGUAUAUCAGUGUAAAACAGUUUCACGCAUGCAAUGGCCGUUCUGGGGAAAUUUUAGAAGUUCUAGAAGUGAUUAAGCAUGCUAGCCGGGGGCUUUUACUGCUUGGUGCUAUCCACACAGAAGAUGAGCUAUGGGCUGCUCUUCUCUUGGCAAAACACCUUUCCUGGCCAGUUGCAGCUGACAUUUUAUCUGGCCUUCGUCUGAGGAAAGCCUUAACUUCAUUUCCUGAAGUUGAGGCUAAUUUUCUGUACAUUGAUAAUCUGGAUCAUGCACUCCUCUCAGAUUUGGGCAGGGCUUGGGUCAAGCCAGAUACAAUUAUACAGAUAGGUAGCAAGAUAACCAGCAAACGCGUUGCUCAAAUGCUGGAGGAAUGCUCCAUGUGUUCAUAUAUUUUGGUUGAUAAGCAUCCUUAUCGUCAUGAUCCUUCUCAUAUUGUUACUUACAGGAUUCAAAGUUCCAUAACUGAAUUUGCGGAUACUUUAAUUAGAGCUCAGUUGCCCAGAAAGCCUAGUAAAUGGGGUCAAUUUCUUCAAAUAAUAGAUAAAAUGGUUGCAGAGGAAGUCGGAUUUCAAAUUUAUUCUGAGUGUUCACUAACUGAACCUUAUGUUGCACGAGUUACAACGGAAGCGCUGGCCCAGGAUGCUGCUUUAUUUGUAGGAAACAGCAUGGUCAUACGUGAUUGCAACAUGUAUGGGCAAGGUUGGGUGAAAUCUGCAGCUGGUAAUGCACCUAGGAUGUCAAGCUGUGAAACAACAUUUGAAGGAAUACGAGUGGCUGGUAAUAGAGGGGCAAGUGGUAUUGAUGGGUUGCUUAGCACAGCUAUUGGAUUUGCAGUAGGAUGUAAUAGGCGGGUAAUUUGCUUGAUUGGAGAUGUUUCUUUCCUCCAUGAUACAAAUGGUUUGGCAAUUCUCAAUCAGAGGAUAAGGAGGAAACCUUUGACAAUUAUUGUAGUAAACAAUCAUGGUGGUGCAAUUUUUAGUCUGCUUCCAAUUGCAAAUCAAACUCAACCGAGUUUGCUUAAUCGGUUCUUCUACACAUCGCAUAGCAUUUCCAUUGGCAAGCUGUGUCAAGCACAUAGUGUGAAACAUUUGCAUGUUCGGACAAGAAUGGAACUGGAACAUGCUUUAUUGCUAUCUGGACAUGCACCCACUGACUAUGUCAUUGAAGUUGAAAGCUGCAUUGAAGAUAAUGCUACCUUCCACAGCAUUCUAAUGAAUUCUGCUCGUCAAGCAGCUGAUCAUGCUCUAAGGAUCCUUUCAAGGCUUUCUGUACCAGACCAUGUCUGUAGCAGCUUGUUCCUGGGCAAGAUUAAAAGAAUGGAAUAUUCUUUAUAUAGAAUUGAACUUUGUGCUCCACAUACUUCAACUCCCUCUAGUUGCAACUCAGAAGGGUUCUACCGAGAAGGCUUUAUUUUAACUUUGUCUCUCAAUGAUGGAAGCGUAGGGUUUGGAGAGGUUGCCCCUAUGGAAAUCCACAAAGAAAAGUUACAAGAUGUUGAGGAGCAACUACGAUGCAUACUUCAUUUGAUCCAAGGAGCUGAAAUCAGUUAUCUUUUACCUUUGCGGAAUGGAUCAUUUUCUUCUUGGAUAUGGGAAAGGUUAGGAAUCAAGCCCUGUUCAAUCUUUCCAAGUGUCAGAUGCGGUUUGGAGAUGGCAGUCCUAAAUGCAUUAGCAGAAAGACAAGGUUCUUCUCUAUCAAGUUUACUUCUUGGCUGUGAAAUUUCAUCACAAGAAUCUGCCUCCGUAAAAGAAGACGAAACAAUGGAAAGAAUGUCAAGAGUUCAGAUAUGUGCUCUUAUAGAUUCUGAUGGGACUCCCAAGGAUGUUGCCAGUAUUGCAGCAAAACUAUUUGAGGAAGGUUUCACCACAAUUAAGCUUAAGGUUGCACGGAGAUCAAAUCCGCUUGAGGAUGCUGCUGUUAUCCAAGAAAUUAGACAGAAGAUUGGGUACAAGAUCAAAAUCCGUGCUGAUGCUAAUCAAAAAUGGACAUUUGAACAAGCAAUUCAAUUUGCUUCUGCUGUAAAGUGUUGUGAUCUGCAAUAUAUUGAGGAACCUGUGGUUUUUGAAGAUGAUAUUAUCAGGUUUUGUGAAGAAACUGGUUUACCUGCUGCUUUAGAUGAAAGUAUUGACGGUAUGCAUGAAGAUCCUCUCAAUAUGCUUUCAGUGUACAAACACCCAGGCAUAGUUGCUGUUGUAAUCAAACCAAAUGUUGUUGGUGGGUUUGAAAAUGCGGCACUGAUUGCAAAGUGGGCUCAGCAGCAUGACAAGAUGGCUGUUAUCAGUUCUGCUUUUGAAAGUAGCCUUAGUUUGUCAGUAUAUAUUCAGUUUGCAAACUAUCUUGAGCAGCAAUACACACGCAUAUGCAGAGUUAAGGACAAAGAAACUAAGCCAACAAUAGCUCAUGGCCUUGGGACUUAUCGAUGGCUUAAAGAAGAUGUCACUGCUAAACCACUCAAGACGUGUGUUCAUUCCCAUGGGGAUAAGGUUGAAGUGUCGGUGCAAGAUGCAGCUCUGCUUCUUCGGAAUUUUCGGAUCAAUCAUGAAAUCAUCCAGAGAAGCUACAUGGAAGAAGAAAUUCAGACAUAUCGAGUUUCAGUCAAUUGUCAGGGGUUCUCCUAUUCCCUCAAAGUUCGAGAAGCUGGAAAAUACAUACAUAUGAUGCAGGACAAGGUAAUCAUAUUCCUUCAUGGCUUUCUUGGAACUGGAGAAGACUGGAUUCCUAUAAUGAAGUCCCUUUCAGUCACAGCAAGAUGCAUUUCAGUUGAUCUUCCAGGCCAUGGGGAAUCACAGAUACAAAAUUGUGCCAAUGAGGAGGGAAAAGUAGAGUCGAGUGUUUCAAUUGAAGUGGUUGCGGAUGUGCUGCAUAAGCUGAUUCAAGAAAUUACUCCUGGAAGAGUUGUCCUUGUAGGAUACUCAAUGGGAGCCAGAGUUGCACUAUACAUGGCCCUGAGAUGCAGCAAGAAGAUCGGUGGAGCAGUGAUAAUAUCAGGAAGUCCAGGAUUAAAGGAUGAGGCAAUGAGAAAAAUUCGUACAGCGCAAGAUGAUUCAAAGGCACGAUAUCUUAGUGCUCAUGGUUUACAGUGCUUCUUAGACAUGUGGUAUGCAGGAGAUAUAUGGAAUAGCUUACGAAAUCAUCCAUAUUUUGGACAAAUAGUUGAGAGCCGUGCACAUCAUGAUGAUGUAUCUGCUCUUGCAAAGGCUCUGUCAGGUUUAAGCGUUGGGAGACAGCCGUCCUUGUGGGAAGACUUGAAGCAAUGCACAAAGCCCCUACUGUUCAUUGUCGGAGAAAAAGAUAGAAAGUUCAAGGAAAUUGCUCAUCAGAUGUGCCAAGAAAUAAGUAAUAAUCCAGGGAACAAAGAUAAUGAAGGGAAAAAGAUCCAUGAAAUGAUUGAGGUAUCAGACUGUGGCCACGCUGUUCAUGUGGAAAGUCCCCUUUCGGUGAUCAAUUCAUUGAGGAAAUUGCUGACAAAUUUGGAAGUGUGACCUGUUUGAUUAAGAGAACCAGACCCAUUUGGGACCAUAUAGUUUGAUGCUGCAUUUAGUGUGCAGGGGGAAAGGAUGUGGAUUAUCCUGAUGACAACCUUGGGCGCCUUCAUUCUCAGGCAUUUCUGUUGAA